Molecule: messenger RNA, 1447 nt
Organism: Stomoxys calcitrans (stable fly)
Lineage: Eukaryota; Metazoa; Arthropoda; Insecta; Diptera; Muscidae
Product: transcription factor Ouib
Exons: 6
Coding region: 78-1325 (415 amino acids)
Biological process (GO): regulation of transcription by RNA polymerase II
Cellular component (GO): nucleus
Molecular function (GO): zinc ion binding; DNA-binding transcription factor activity; RNA polymerase II cis-regulatory region sequence-specific DNA binding
Source: RefSeq, a predicted model, not a curated record
UUUUGACAAACGUCAAUUGUUUAUUGUAAACAAUUAAUUUCUUGGGCAUAAUUUAAAGAAAUUAACAAAUUAACAAAAUGCCUGUUCAUAAAAUGUGUCGUAUAUGUUUGGCCGAGGAUAAAGCUCGAAUGGGGAUGCAGCCAUUGUUCGAUGAGAAGAACAUACGUUGUGCGGAAAUUGUGCAACGCAUUGAGGAGUGCGGCGGUAUAGUGUUGAAACACCAUGAGGAGUUCCCAACAAUGAUAUGCUUUCAGUGUUUGGACUCACUAAAUACAUCAUACAAAUUUCGUUUAAUGUGCCAGUCAAGUGAACAGGCAUUACUGGACGCAAUUGUGAAGUCUGAACUUAAAACAGAGCCUAUAGAAUUUGCUACAUCAAGCAAUUCAGGUCCAAUUAAAACCAAAUCAAAUGGAGACGAUGAAGAUGAGAAUGAAGAAAUGUUCUUCGAUCUGCGUUCGGACUUUAUUGAGGGACAAGAAGUUGAUUUUGAUGAAUUGGGCGAUACCAAGCAUGACUAUAGUGAUAAUGAUCGAGAUGAUGAUUUUUUUGUUGUAGAAGAGCAAGAUCUGGAUGAAAUAGACGGAGAGGAGCAUUUGGAUGACAGUGAUACAGAGAACGAAGUCGAAAAACUAAUUGAUGAUGAUGAAUUUGUGCCAAUACCAAAAAAGAAAAAAUCAAAAACUAACACAAAAGUGGGAAAGAAACCGAGAGCGAAAAAUGCCACAAACAAAUCAUCUGGCGAAAAACCGCAGCCCAAGGUACGUGGACGUAAAAAGAAACCUGAAAACGAAUCAGAGUCGAAUAUUUGCGAGAUAUGCGGCAACAUCUAUGCUAAAAGAAGUUUAUUAAAUAUGCACAUGAGACGCCAUCGAUCGGAGAAACCAUUUGAAUGCGAAAUUUGUGGCAAACAAUUUACUUGCCCCUCAGAAAUAGGACGGCAUAUACGAAUUCAUACUGGUGAAAAACCUUAUGUAUGCCGCUUCUGUGGUCGGACAUUUGCUGACAGGAGUACGAAUAUAAAACACGAAAGAAUACAUACAAAUGAACGUCCCUUCACCUGCCAGACAUGUGGUAAAUCAUUUACCUACUCAAAUGUUUUGAAAAAUCACAUGCUAACUCAUACCGGAGAAAAGCCAUUCCCCUGUUUACCUUGCAACAAGACAUUUUCACGUAAACAUCAGUUGGAUCAACAUUUAAGCACCAUCACACAUCAGCAAACAGUUAAAAAUUUACUACCCCAAACUGUUCAGGCCCAAGAUGGUACUGAAUUUAGAGUACAAAUAAAUGACACUCGUACCCAAACUGUAGAAAGUAAUAAUGAAUAAGUUAAGUGCAUAUAUGUUUGUGCAAUCCGUAAUAUACUUUUGUAGUUUUACAUUUCAUCUAACAUACAUACGCAUGUAUUUCAUAGAAUAAAUAAAAUUAUUCUCCAUUAGACAUAAAUAAA